UAUAUGUUAUUUUUGGUGAUUGCGAAACGUCAAAUUUUGUAAAUGAUGAGUCGUACACAAGGGUGUAUUUAUUAACUUAUUUUCUAUGUUUAUUUUCUUUAAAUGAACUUAUAUACGUAUUUCAUUGUAUUGUACGCGUCUACUAAUAUUCCCGCUAUCUUUACAAGCCUAUUUAUUCAGUGUUCUGUGCAAUAAUUCAACAAAAACAUGGAAGAUAUAUUUCAGUGGUGUCGUGAAGGAAAUGCCCUACAAGUGAGGGUUUGGCUCGAUGAUACCGAGCAUGACAUGAAUCAGGGUGACGACCAUGGCUUCAGUCCUCUACACUGGGCCUGCAAGGAGGGGCACCUCAAGAUCGUUGAGAUGCUGAUCCGCCGAGGAGCUCGCAUCAAUGUCACCAACAUGGGGGAUGACACUCCGCUGCACCUUGCCGCUGCGCAUGGGCAUAGACCUAUUGUGCAUCUACUCCUCCAAAACCGGGUAGAUGUGAACUUCACAAACGAGCAUGGCAACACCCCGCUCCACUAUGCAUGCUUCUGGGGCUACUCCGCCAUCGCAGAGGAUCUGCUGCUGGCCGGGGCGCUCAUCUCGCUGGCCAACAAGGAUGGAGACACCCCGCUGGAUAAGACUAGGGGACAGCUGGUGCAGAGACUCCACGAGAUGGCCACCCAACAAGGGCAAGACAUGAAGAAGAUCCAGUUCAAGGACCAGUCCUGGCUGGGACUGAAGACUCGCAGCCGCGACGCCACGCUGUCUAGACACAAGGGCAUCAACAUCAACGAGCUCGCGCUGCAUACUAGGAUCGCUGUUACUCCCUCCGGCGAAAGCUGGCGCGGGCGCUGGCAAAAGAACGACAUCGUGGCGAAGAUCCUGGCAGUCCGGGAGUGCACCCCGCGCGUCCAGCGGGACUUCAAUGAACAGUUCCCCAAGUUGAGGAUCUUCUCGCACCCCAAUAUACUGCCUGUGGUCGGCUGCUGCAUCUCCCCGCCCUCCCUAGUCGUCAUAUCCCAAUACAUGUCGUGGGGCUCCCUAUACGGGCUCCUGCACGGCGGCGGCGGCGGCGGCCGGGUCGUCGUGGACGCCGGCGCGGCUCUGAGGCUGGCUACGGACGUGGCUAAAGGCAUGGCGUAUCUGCACUCGCUGGACAGAGACAAGAUACUGCCGAGCUAUCAGCUGAAUAGCCGGCAUGUUAUGAUCGACGAAGACCUGACCGCCCGCAUAAACAUGGCGGACGCGAAAUUCUCCUUCUCAUCCGCGGGGCGAGUAUACCAGCCGGCGUGGAUGUCCCCCGAAGCCCUACUGAAGGCUCCGGGCAAGAGGAACGCGGAGGCCGCCGACAUGUGGAGCCUGGCCGUGCUGCUGUGGGAGCUGGCCACUAGGGAGGUGCCGUUCGCAGACCUAUCGCCGAUGGAAUGCGGCAUGAAGAUAGCUCUAGAAGGCCUUAGAGUGUCCAUACCCCCCGGCGUCUCUCCCCACAUCGCGAAACUGAUCAAAAUCUGCAUGAACGAAGACCCAGGCAAGAGACCGUCCUUCGAAAUGAUACUGCCCAUUCUUGAGAAAAUGAAACGUUAAGGUUGGCUGUUUGGACCGUGGAAUCUUUGCCGAUUGUUUUUUUUAUUAUUUGACGUUUGUAUUUUGUUUUGGUGCCAAAGCCGUGUAGGUAGAACUAAAGUAACUAAAUUAAAAUGGCGGCCGUUACAUAAUUGGGAGUAGGAGGGAGUGUUGACAGAUUUAUGAAUAGGUGGAGAUGCCUGAGAUAGCAUGAGUCAGUCCGCCAUUUUCAUAUUGUUUCUUUAUCUGUGCGACUUAUAAUGAAUGUUAAUUACGUUUUACACAAAGAUUACUAAAAAAAUUAAUACCUCUAAAGGGCUCGAUUUGUUAUAAUAACUAAUUAUACAUAUUUUAACUAUGUAUGAAAUGGAUUCCAACAAAUGAUUGUACACAAAGUGUUUUUUUUUUCAAAGCCAAUGUAUAAAUGUAUAUGUGUGCCUUUAUUAUGUGCCAUUAUUUACUACAAUAGUAAUGUGUUAAUAAUAUGUAUCCAACAAUAGAAAAUAGCUAAUUGAUUGUUAUAAACUGAACAAAAUUAUUUAGGCAUUUUGCCUUAGAUGUUGAUAGUGGUACCCACUUAAAGAGAUUGUAGAGCAAGUAGUGACUAGUUAUUUCAAAAUGUAUGUACUAAUGAAUUUUUGUUUUCUACACUAUGUAGAUGUUAUGUGUUGUCCUAAUUUAUGUAACUAGCAGUAUUGUCAUGUGUUGUUUUUAGAUAAUCAAUUAUGGUGAGAUUGGUUUUCUAAAUUGCUAAGUAUAGUGUUGACGUAAUGAAAUGUUUUUUUGUUAGAUAAAACUAAACGCGUAUUUGUACGACGAAGUAGAGUCUCUAGCGAUACACAUGCUGCAUUGCCGCAGCACUAUCCCCUUAUAAUAAAGUUCAAAAUAUAAUGGC
Molecule: messenger RNA, 2443 nt
Organism: Plutella xylostella (diamondback moth)
Lineage: Eukaryota; Metazoa; Arthropoda; Insecta; Lepidoptera; Plutellidae
Gene: Ilk
Product: integrin linked kinase
Biological process (GO): integrin-mediated signaling pathway; protein phosphorylation; substrate adhesion-dependent cell spreading
Cellular component (GO): focal adhesion; stress fiber
Molecular function (GO): ATP binding; protein binding; protein serine/threonine kinase activity
Source: RefSeq, a predicted model, not a curated record